Messenger RNA from Talaromyces proteolyticus, 1491 nucleotides. Its product is annotated as 4-aminobutyrate transaminase gata. Gene Ontology annotation, biological process: GABA catabolic process. The transcript has 4 exons. Gene Ontology annotation, molecular function: pyridoxal phosphate binding. NCBI's taxonomy places the organism in Eukaryota, Fungi, Ascomycota, Eurotiomycetes, Eurotiales, Trichocomaceae. Gene Ontology annotation, cellular component: mitochondrion. Bases 1 to 1491 code for a protein of 496 amino acids. The record is from RefSeq and is a predicted model, not a curated record.
AUGGCCUCUGCCCUUCGAUCGCGUUUGAAUGUCAGGCCCGCUGCCUGCUUCAGAGCGACGCGCUCCUUCAGCACUGCCUCUGUCCGCCGUGGCCCCCAGCCCUUCGUCGCGGACGAGCCCAAAGCCCCUUCAGUACAAACUGCCAUUCCCGGCCCGAAGAACCAAGCUGCAGCCAAGGAGCUCGAUGAGGUUUUUGACAUUCGCAGCUUGAACCUCCUCGCUGAUUAUUCCAAGUCGGUGGGAAACUAUCUUGUUGACCUUGACGGCAAUGUUUUCCUCGAUGUUUAUGCACAGAUUGCCUCCAUCCCCGUGGGUUACAAUAACCCUCAUCUUGCUAAGGCUGCGAACACCCCGGAAAUGAUCCGAGCUCUCAUUGACAGGCCCGCUCUUGGAAACUUCCCUUCUGCAGACUGGUCUCAUAUUGUCAGGACUGGUCUUCUCAAGGCCGCUCCCAAGGGUCUCAACCAGGUUUUCACCGCUCUUUCUGGCUCUGAUGCCAACGAGACCGCCUACAAGGCUGCUUUCAUGUAUCGUCGCCAGCAGGAGCGUGGCGGACCUGAUGUCGACUUCUCCGAAGCAGAAUACAAGUCUGCCAUGAUCAACCAGAGCCCUGGCUCCCCACAACUGUCUAUCAUGUCCUUCAAAUCAGCUUUCCAUGGUCGUCUCUUCGGCAGUUUGUCCACAACCCGAAGCAAGCCAAUCCACAAACUCGACAUUCCUGCCUUUGACUGGCCACAGGCCCCAUUUCCCGCUCUCAAGUACCCUCUGGAAGAGCAUGUGAAAGAGAACGCCGAGGAGGAGCAGCGCUGCCUCCAGGAAGCCGAACGCAUCAUCAAAGAGUUCCACAACCCCGUCGCCGCUGUUGUCGUCGAGCCUAUCCAAUCCGAGGGUGGUGACAACCAUGCCUCUCCCGCUUUCUUCCAAGGACUUCGCGAUAUCACUAAGCGUAACAACGUUCUUUUCAUCGUUGACGAGGUCCAGACUGGCGUUGGUGCCACUGGAAAGUUCUGGGCUCACGACCACUGGAACCUGCAAUCACCCCCCGACCUGGUCACCUUCUCUAAGAAGGCUCAAACUGCUGGUUACUACUAUGGCAACCCGGCUUUACGCCCCAACAAGCCAUACCGCCAAUUUAACACCUGGAUGGGUGACCCGGCCCGCGCCAUCCUGUUCCGCGCCAUCUACGAGGAAAUCGAAAGCAAGGACCUGGUUAGAAACACUGCUAUCACUGGUGACUACCUCUACGGUGGCCUUGAGAGUCUUGCUAAGAAGUAUCCCCACGCAAUCCAAAACCUUCGUGGCAAGGGCCAGGGAACAUUCAUUGCCUGGGACUCUCCUAACCGCGACGAAUUCCUCGUGAAGGCCAAGUCUGUCGGCGUCAACAUUGGCGGAAGCGGAGCCAGUGCUGUUCGUUUACGGCCAAUGUUGAUCUUCCAGCAACAUCAUGCCGAUAUUCUCCUUGAGAAACUGGAGACUCUCAUCAAAGCUUAA